AUGUUAAGACUUUCGCAUCACUUUUGUCGGCUUACGCCAACGCGGUGUGGACGCCGCUUUGCGUUGACCUGUCCGGGUUAGCGUUGGCGGCCACUGGCGCCGUCUUCAACAUGAAUAUCAGCGCGCCCGACUGUCGGCAGCUGGCAUGCCGAGCGCUCGGGGGCAGGCAAGCGCGCGAGCGCAUGUUCGGGGGCAUCGCCGCCCUCGACGACAUUCCGCCUCUGCUGCCGCUCUACUGCCCGAUUGAGAAUCGGCCCCAGAAGGAGAAACUCUGGUUUACCGCGCUCACGUUUAUGCAGCUGGACGGCGCCCGGCCGAUGAGGGUGAACGCGGACAAUUUGGCUGCGGAUUUCGCGAUGGUGGUUUCGCGUCUUCAGGCAGCUCUGCCACCUGGCGCGGUAGUCUUGCGCGACGACCCCGCUGCUGCCUUUCUCCGCGCGCAGUUGGGCGCCGGCCACGUCGUCGCAGACCACUCGGCCUUCGAAGCAUUUGAUUGCGAGCUUGGCGAGGACCCGCUGCGCGCGCACAUGAGGCCGCCGGGCGCCGUGCGCCUCUCGUCUCGCGAGGCUGCGCGGGCUGCCCGCCGCCUGCGCACAGCUUCGGGCGGCUGGGACCCCCGGCGAGGGUCCGACGUCGCCGACCGCCGGGGCGCGCAGGAGGAGCAGCUCCGCGCCGCCGAGAUCCUCGCCGCGCACCGCAGCGCGCAGCGGCUGCCGCAGACCGCCUUGAAGACGGCCCUGGCCAAGGUGCCGGACACGCGGUCGCGCCCGGACAGCGGGGCAAUGGCAAUUUCGCCGCCGUGCGCCAAG
This is a messenger RNA of Prorocentrum cordatum, 809 nucleotides long. The record is from the annotation of a GenBank genome assembly. Lineage: Eukaryota; Dinophyceae; Prorocentrales; Prorocentraceae.